Molecule: messenger RNA, 684 nt
Organism: Prunus armeniaca (apricot)
Lineage: Eukaryota; Viridiplantae; Streptophyta; Magnoliopsida; Rosales; Rosaceae
Source: the annotation of a GenBank genome assembly
AUGGAGGAUAUGCUUCGAGCAUGUGUCUUGGAUUUCAAGGGAGGUUGGGAUGAACAUUUGGCUUUGAUAGAAUUUGCCUACAACAACAGUUAUCACUCUAGUAUCGAUAUGGCACUGUAUGAAGCAUUGUAUGGAAUGACAUGUAGAUCACCUAUCUGUUGGGUUGAGGUAAGUGAUAAUAAAGUAAUGGGUACCGAUGUAGUUCAAAAGACUAUGGAGAUGGUUUCUAUCAUCGGAGAUAGAAUUCACACAGCACAGAGCCGUCAGAAAAGUUAUGCAGAUAAGAAACGACGGAGUGUGGAAUUUGAAUUUGGUGACCAUGUGUUUUUGAAAGUUUCACCAAUGAUGGGAGUGAUAAGAUUUGGUAAGAAGAAAGGAAAGUUAUCUCCCAGAUUUGUUGGACCUUUUGUAAUUCUAGAUAAGGUUGGUGAGUUGGCAUAUCGGUUGGCAUUACCUCCAAUGAUGUUAGGUGUCCAUAAUUUGUUUCACGUGUCAAUGUUAAGGAAGUAUGUGAAGGAUGCUUCACACGUAAUUGAUUACGGUACAGUUGAAGUCAAUGAAGAUGUAAUUUAUGUAGAGGCACCUCUACGCAUCUUGGACAGGAUGACUAAACAGCUUAGGACAACUCAAGUGGAUUUGGUCAAAGUGUUGUGGAGUCACAAUGACCAGGGUGAUGUUUCUUAG